GUAAAAAUUUAUUUUAACUAUAACAAAAUUACUAAUACUUUUUACCAUCAUUCUUGAAACCACAUUUGAGAAGCUUGUUUCCAAAACGUACCAAAUCCACAAAAUUUGGAAUCGCUGUAUUUUGGGCUGUCUAUUUAAGAUUUGCUUUCUCUGUAUACUUGAAUAGUAAUUUCUUGUCAAAGUGUUCCACAUCCCGUUGAAAAUAGCCUCUAAAUAACAGUUUUGGUUCCAAAGUGUACUACAUCCAGUCGCUGUUUAGUGUCAAAACGUACCAAAUCCAUUUCAACCAAUCCGAGACGUUCUCAAAGUAACGUGACUAACCUAAAAUAAUGUAACCGUGUAACUUUCUGCUGUCAACAAGAUUGUUCGUCUGUUAGUAUUUAAUAGUUUACAAAAUGAGUAUUGUUGAGACAGAAGAGUUUUUUGAAGACAUUCAAUCGACAACAAAUGCUAGAAAGCGGAAAAGUGAUAAAAGCAAGUGGAAAAAGAAUGUUCUUAAGAAAAACAGACAUGAGCUUAAGUCAAAAAAAGAACCACGUGUAUCCUGCUCACAUAACGAUAAAGUAUGUAAAGUCAGACAACUAACAGCCGCUGAUAUAUCUGGUUUCCAUGGAUAUGUCUAUAAACAUAAAACUGCAGUUUCUCAAAAAAACUUUCUAAGUGCAUACAUAAUCGUGGAAAAACCAAAAGGACAUAGACCAAAUCAAGGCAAGUCUAAAGGUCAUGCAAAAUCUAUAAGUGUGAAAUAUUCGAUUCAGUCUGGUGCACAUUAAGUACCAGUAUGUAAGAAAACAUUUUUAUCAACUUUGCAAAUUAGUCGAAGAGCAGUAGACUAUGUUGCAAACAAAAAAUUUAAAAACGAACCUAUUACUAAAGAAAACAGAGGUGGUGCUAGAUUGUCAGAAAAUAUAAUAUUGUUACAAAAUAAAAUAGAGGAACACAUCAAGUCAUUCAAGUGCCGACCAAAACACUGGGGUAGAGCAGGUGCUCCAAAUAGAAAGUAUUUGCCCUCUGACUUAAGCAUAAAGAAAAUGUGGGAAUUAUUCUGCAAGGAAAAUUCGUUGGAUGACAAUAAUAAAGUAUCCACAUACUCUUUAUAUUAUAAGGUUUUUACUAAGAAAUUUAAUUUGGGAUUUUCCUCGGUUAAAAUGGAUAGAUGUAGCGACUGUGUUGCCUUCUCAAAUAAACUCAAAGUCAUAAACGACGACGUCGUCAAACGUACAAUGGUUGUUGAGCAAAUGCUUCACAUAAGAAGAUCGAAAGCAUUUUUUCAGCAGUUGAAUUUAAAGCCAGAGAAUUCUAUCACAAUAAACUUUGAUAUGAUGCAGAAUCAGCCGUUGCCAAAAACACAGAUAGGUGAAGCUUACUAUAAAAGACAGAUUUGGUAUUAUCUUCUUGGAGUGAUAAUUUGUGAUGACCACGGAAAACUAAACCAAGAAAAUGUAUUUUUUUAUCGGUGGUUAGAAUCAGAUGGAGGAAGAGGCUGCACAGAAAUUACAUCUUGCUUAUGGCAUUUUUUUAAAACAAAUAUUAUCAGUAGGAAUAUAAAAAACAUUCGAUUAUUUUCAGAUAGUUGCUCCUCCCAAAAUAAAAAUUACACACUACUUUUGAGUUUGCUGGUUUUGGCCUGGAAAUAUAAACUCAACGUUGAAUGGUUUUUUCCAGAGCGUGGUCAUUCAUACAUGCCAGCGGAUCGUGCAUUUGGCAUUCUUGAAAAAAAGCUUCGGAAAAAAGAGAGUAUCAUAUUUCCUCACGAAUACGAUGAUAUCGUAAAAUCAGUUGGAACUUUAUAUACUGUUUCACAAGAUUUUAAAUGGAUGAGUUGGCGAGAUCUUAAUAAAAGCGUGGUAACAUCUAGUAAAACAUUUAAAAUAACUAAGGCCAGGCGCUUAUUGAUCAACUAUUCAACUCCAAAAAUUGGUCUUGCUCUUUCUUAUAGCCUAGCUCCUACGUGUGAACAUACAAUUCUUAAGAGAGGAAUGAAGCUGGCCAACAUUGAAGGACGUUUAAAAGAAUUCCCUUCCUCAAAUCAUAUCAAAAACGAAAAAAAGGCUGACGUAGUUUUUCUUCUCAACAAAAUGGGAUAUGAUAUAGAAAAUGUUAUAUAUUAUCAAAAUGUUUUACGCAGCACUCAAGAUAACGAUAACGAUGAAGAUUCAGAUUAAGUGUUGCACGAGUAUUUGUUAUGUAUGUUAUUAUUUCUUGUUCUUUUUUUAGUAAAUGCAUCCAAAUUUACUAAAUGGUAGUCAGUGUUUUUUUAUUCCAUAUCGUACUACAUCCUCAUUUUUUAGCAAAAUGUACCAAAUCCAAAUAGUUUUUGUGUGUAUAAUUGAAAAUAUUCAUCUAUGAUUUGUAGAAUUGGAAAAAAAAG
This is a messenger RNA of Onthophagus taurus, 2371 nucleotides long. NCBI's taxonomy places the organism in Eukaryota, Metazoa, Arthropoda, Insecta, Coleoptera, Scarabaeidae. The record is from RefSeq and is a predicted model, not a curated record.